AUGAUCGUGUCCGGGAGCUCGCACCUCAUCAUCCCGAAGAAGAUCCUCGCCGUGUCGCUCCUGGCGCUCCUCGGCGGGUUCACGGGCGUGCUCGUGUCGAACCACGUCUACUCGCGGCGCGUCGAGACGUUCCUCCACCAGAAGACGAAGUCCGUCGCCAAGAGCAACAAGCAGCUCGAGGGCGAGCAGGAGGACUACCGGGCCCUCUUCAACAAGCUCACGUGGCAGCUCGACCAGGACGAGGGCAAGGGCACGGACAGAGACCUGAGCAAGGACCAGGUCGGGAGCUUCCACCAGCUCGCGACGCGGCUCCUCGAGGGCCUCCAGUCCAUGCAGGACCUCCUCGAGGAGAAGGAGUUCCAGCUCUGGGAGAAGGAGGGCCUCCUCGAGUACCAGGAGGAGCGCCUCAUGAACACGGAGGACCUCGAGCUCGAGAUGAGCGGCUUCAUCAACGGCAUGGCCGCGGCGCUCCUGGCCAAGAACGCGACGCUCCCGGAGGGGCUCACGGACCAGCCCUACUACGGCGCCGCCGGGAAGACCGACGACGCCGACGGCCCGGACAUCGACGCGCUCGAGCUGAAACGGGACCAGGACUAG
Messenger RNA from Aureococcus anophagefferens, 597 nucleotides. RefSeq lists its product as hypothetical. The record is from RefSeq and is a predicted model, not a curated record. The transcript has a single exon. Lineage: Eukaryota; Pelagophyceae; Pelagomonadales; Pelagomonadaceae. Bases 1 to 597 code for a protein of 198 amino acids.